ACCUGAUAAACCAUGAUGUAUUAGCCACUUAAAAAUUAUUCCAGCCCUAACCCCAUUCAUCAAGAACGCUUCACUCACGUAUUGUUUCAUCUUCCUCUUCUUCCUCCCUUCACCUUCCUCUUCUUCCUCUGCCAGCUUUGUCCCCUUCAUCUCUUCUUCUUUCACGUUCUUGUUCUUCCUCUUCUCUGCCAAGUGAAAUGGAUCCAAAUAAAGGUUCUGAUCCAAAUCAAUGGUUAAAUGACCCUAAUGAGUGGCUUAAUAUUUUAUCAUACCUACAAUUGUGUCAAGUGGGUAAAAGGCAAUAUGAAAGGCUCCAAGAGAGACAUGUAAUACCAAGAGUAAGAGAAGAAUCAAGGGUGUCAUUCAUGAGGAGGUUAAUAAAUGAUGAUGUUACAUGUGUGGAACAGCUGCGGAUGGAUACUAAUACGUUUCGCGUGUUGUGUUCUCUUCUACGUUUUGAGGGUGGGCUAAAGGAAGAUGGGCUAGUGCCUAUAGAAGAACAAGCUGCUAUAUUUUUACACAUUUUGGCUCACCAUGCUAAAAACCGUGUCAUAAAAUUUAAAUUUCAAAGGUCUGGGGAAACUGUUAGUAGAUACUUCAAUUUAGUGUUAAAUUCUGUUGUAAGGUUGCAUAAGAACUUACUUAGAGCACCAGAUCCAGUUCCUGAGGAUUGCAUUGACAAUAGGUGGAAAUGGUUUAAUGGCUGUCUUGGAGCACUAGAUGGGACCUAUAUUCCUAUUAAUGUCCCGGAGAUUGAUAAACCAAGAUAUAGAAGUCGGAAAGGUGAAAUUGCAACAAAUGUCUUAGGAGUAUGCUCUCGGGAUAUGCAAUUUAUAUAUGUGUUACCGGGUUGGGAGGGUUCAGCUUCAGAUUCUAGGGUGUUGCGUGAUGCAAUUAAUAGGAGAAAUGGUCUUAAGGUUCCCACAGGAAACUACUACUUGGUAGAUGCUGGGUAUACAAAUGGAGAAGGGUUUCUUGCCCCUUAUAGAGGAAGCCGAUACCAUCUUAGUGAGUGGAGACAUAGACGUGCUCCAACGACUCCCAAAGAACUAUUCAACAAGCGACAUGCUCAAGCUAGAAAUGUGAUAGAAAGAACAUUUGGAUUACUUAAGAUGCGCUGGGCAAUUUUAAGAAGUCCGAGUUAUUAUCCCGUUAAAACUCAUAACCGAAUAAUUAUAGCUUGCUGCUUAUUGCACAAUUUGAUUAGAAGAGAAAUGUCCAUUGAUCCAUUAGAAUCAGAGUUGGAAAACAUGCCUAUCAAUGAAGAGGUAGAUGAACAACCACAUGAUAACAUUGAAACUAUUGAAGCAAGUGCAGCUUGGACUGCAUGGAGAGACGCUUUGGCAAAUGAAAUGUAUAAUGAUUGGAUUAGCCAAUGAAGUUAACUGUAGAGAUUUUGUGUCUAUUGAUUCUGUUUGUUAGACCUUCAAGUUAUGAAAAAUAUUUGUGUUUUGAUGGUUUCUUAUUGUGAAUUUGGAAUGGAUUAUUCAAAAGAUUUCCUACAUUUUCAUUGAAAUGUAUGUACCUUUUAUAUUAA
This is a messenger RNA of Lotus japonicus, 1537 nucleotides long. Its product is annotated as protein ALP1-like. The record is from RefSeq and is a predicted model, not a curated record. The transcript has 4 exons. The coding region runs from base 198 to 1379 and encodes 393 amino acids. Lineage: Eukaryota; Viridiplantae; Streptophyta; Magnoliopsida; Fabales; Fabaceae.